UAAGAAUUCAUAAAAUGGAUCAGGGGUCUGUUUUAUUGGCAAAAAUUAAUAUUUCUGUCUUGUGUAGCCUGACUUUUAAUCUCAUUUUAGUAGUAUGUCUUUCAUUGUAUUAAAUGAUAUUAAGAAAAAUCCAAUAAAACCAUAAACAACAUUCUAGAAAACGCUCGAAUAUACUAUUUUAAAUUAUAUUCGUGUUUUUCUUUUUUCCAUCAUGCACCUCAUGUGGCAGGGUUUGGUUUAUGCUUCGCAAACUUGGCACACCGACCCAUUCUUUCAUGUAUAGGCCAAACUUUACGGCUUACAGUUUUUUGAGUGGGAUGAGCUUGUCAUAAAACUACAUGAGGGACCCCUCACCUUAGUUACAUAAUUCUACAUGACCUUCCAUUGAAAGGGUUAAAGGUUGUUUAUUUGAUGUAUUUUAGAGUUUAUCUUAGUUUGAGUUCAUUUUUAAUAGUAUGGUAAUUAAAUAUUUAUUAUUUAUUACUUUACAUAUAUUUUUAUAUUCAAGGCUUUUUUAUUGAUUUUUUUAGGAGGUGUCUGGUUGGCAGGGGGACAGUCAGUCCCUGCCAGGAAGCUUCAGCGGGCUAGGCUUUCAGCCUUCCACUCAGGACAAUCCACCAGGGAGGAACACUGCUAUGGUAGACCCAUACUCGAGACGGCAUCAAUGCCCAAGUUGCUCUAAGGCUUUUGUCCUUGGCACCGACUUGAAGCGCCACCUUCUGGUACACACUGGGUGACCGAAGAGAGCCGGGCAGCAGCCUCAUUGAUGAGGUUGGUCUAAGUGGAGUAAGCUCUCGCUGGAGACUCUUGAUCAACCCCAAACCUGCUGCUGAAGGGGUUAAAACCUUCAACUGCAGAUACUGUGGCAAAAUCUUCACCGACUCUUCUAACCUCCGUCGACAUACAAUGAUUCACACUGGGGAGAAGCCCUUUAAGUGUCCGCAGUGCAGUCACUCCUCAAAUAGAAAAGGAAAUCUUAUUGCACAUAUUAUGUCAGUGCACAGAAAACUAUCCGAGACAGUGUAUAUUUCAACUGAUCCAACUUUAAGCAAACAAAAGUAGUAUGUGUGUGUGUGUGCGCGCGCCCAUCCAUUAAUUUGUACCACUGCCAAGCAAUAUGGGCAAAAACGGUAAAAACUACAAUAUUGGAGCCGAACAGCUUGGGAAUGUAUGCAAAGUUUGUGGGAAAGUAUUCAACGGAAGGAAUUGGAAACAAAAUCUUGAGUAUCAUUUUCUAACACACACUAAAGAAAAACCUUUUAAGUGUCCCAUUUGUCCGCACAGAUCAGCUUUAAAAUAUAACUUAAUUCGUCAUAUUCGUAAUAGACACCACGAUCUUUUGACUUCGGUGUUACAGAAUAGACCAUCUGAGAGGGAUUGUACUGAGGAACUUGGCAUGUUGGCUAGCCAUAGUAACCAGUCUUCUUCAUAUCAGGAGAGUGAAGUAUUGCCAGCCCUUAGGACUGAAAUAUCUUCUAAUUUGGAAAUUCAGAUUCCACACACACUCGGAAAUCAUAGAUCCGCCAGUCAGGAUGUUCAUAUUACUUCAGAUAGGGAAAUAACUACCACCAUUCAGUUAAACCUAAAUCAAGAAAGUAACUUGAACUCGAAUCGUGAAGUUUGUGCACCAUCUAAUCAGGAGAUUAAUAUUCACCAAAAUAGAGAACUUAACAUGGCUCUCAGUAGGGAAACUAAUGUACAUACAAAUCGAAUGAUUGAUAUUUUUUCAUCUCGGGAAGUUACUAACACGAUCAAUCGUGAGAUGAAUGUGCAUAAUAUUCAUGAUGUUGGCAUUCCUUUACACCAGGAUACUCAAGUAUACUCUAGUCAGGAAAUACAGAUGCUAUCAAAUCAACAGAGUCAAAUGACACUAGACCAAGCAAGUCAAAUUCAUCCCAAAUAAUUCACUUCAGGGGAAAAAGGCUAAUAAUUUCAAGCUACACUUCUUCUUGCAGCUGAAAUUUUCUAAGUGUCCUGCUGUUCCUAGAAUGUAGAGUAUUGGUGCUACUGUUGCAUGUGAUACGUGAAAAACGUUCUGAGUAGGUUUAUGUG
Molecule: messenger RNA, 2052 nt
Organism: Cherax quadricarinatus
Lineage: Eukaryota; Metazoa; Arthropoda; Malacostraca; Decapoda; Parastacidae
Source: RefSeq, a predicted model, not a curated record